This is a messenger RNA of Acanthochromis polyacanthus (spiny chromis), 5662 nucleotides long. It is a transcript of the gene sh3kbp1, whose product is annotated as SH3-domain kinase binding protein 1. The transcript has 19 exons. The coding region runs from base 350 to 2191 and encodes 613 amino acids. Gene Ontology annotation, molecular function: protein binding. The record is from RefSeq and is a predicted model, not a curated record. NCBI's taxonomy places the organism in Eukaryota, Metazoa, Chordata, Actinopteri, Pomacentridae.
GAAAUGGAGAAGCCGGAGUUUACGUGGCGCACUUGAAGGCAACAAAAGGGAGAGAGACACAGAGAAGGGGGGAGAGAGACCGAGAGAGAGAGAUUUGAUCAUCAGCGCUUUUCCGUUUUCUGGCCACUCGCUCUGCCUCCUCUGUCGUGUCACCAGAGAGAGAGAGAGAGGAAAAAAGAGGAAGGAAUAUGGUUUCGUCUGACGCUCCUCCCGCUUCAGCGGAUCUGUAGUACGGAGCAGGAGGCUGGGGCUCAGUCCGGCGCUAAACCCCCCUCUGUACCUGAGACAAACUCCCUUCCCUGUGACCGACCAGCCUCCAGGAGCACUGCCAGCACACCGGGACACAUAAAUGGUGGAGGCCGUGGUGGAGUUCGACUAUGAGGCUCAGCAGGACGAUGAGUUGAGCCUGACAGUGGGCGACAUCAUCGUGAACAUACGGCGCGACGAUGGAGGAUGGUGGGAGGGCGAGCUGGGCGGACGCAGGGGGCUGUUCCCGGAUAACUUUGUCAGGGAGAUAAAGAAAGAGGGGAAGAGGGAUGGAGGACAGGCCAGCAUGAUCAGAUCUGACCUCGCUAACGGCAGAGCCAGCCCCGUGUCCGACCCCGGCGUACGACCAGGAAGGAAAGGAGAGCAGAUCCGCAAACGGAGAUGUAAGGCCGCGUUCAGCUACGUUCCUCAGCAUGAAGACGAGCUGGAGCUGAAAAUAGGCGACGUCAUCGAGGUCGUAGCAGAGGUGGAGGAGGGCUGGUGGGAGGGAGUUCUUAACGGGAAGACUGGAAUGUUUCCCUCCAACUUCACCAAAGAGAUCCUGAUCGACUCGGAGACGCCGUCUUUGGACACGUCGCAGGAGGAGCUCCGCAGCAGCCGCAACAAUAAGGAAAGUCCAGGCAGUGAAAGCGAUGGAACGGACACUCGGUCAGAAACAGGGUCUGAAAUCCAGCCAAAGAAGGUUCGAGGUUUUGGCUUUGGUGACAUCUUCAAAGACCAGCCCAUCAAGCUCAGACCUCGCUCCAUGGACGUGGACUCGGAAGGGGACAAAGCCAACGAGGGGAAAUCUGCAAGCGCUGCAGCUGAAAGCAUGAAGACGGAACCCGACAGCAAAACCAAAGGGCGGGAGCAGUGCAAAGUCCUCUUUCCAUACGAAGCACAAAAUGAAGACGAGCUGUCGAUCAAAGAGGGGGAAAUCAUCAACAUCAUCACCAAGGAGUGUGCCGAUGCAGGCUGGUGGAUGGGGGAGAUCGGAGGGAGGCAGGGUGUCUUCCCAGAUAACUUUGUCAAGCUGCUAGAAGUCGAGAAAGAGAGACCAAAGAAACCACCUCCGCCCAGCGCACCGUCGGCUAAGCACACCACAGACAGAAAGCCAGAGCUCAAGAAGGUUCCUCCUGAGCGGCCCGAACACCUUCCCCAGAGAGACCAGGAUCGAGGCGAAGAGGUGAAGGUCGGAGACAUCCCCAAGCCCUCCCUCCCAACUCUCCUCCCCAAGAAACCCCUCCCUCCAAAGUCAAGCUCCUCCUCUUCCUCCCAACCCCCGCGGCGUCCCGAGAGACCGCCCACACUAGCGUGUGAAAGCCCCAAGUCUGAGGGCGGGGCUUCGACACCAGAUUCUGCCCCUGACAGGUCGCAUGACGCCGAUAUGGACCUAGACGCAGUCGUCUCAUCGACAGAGAAGCUGAGUCACCCGACGGUGUCACGGCCGAGAGUCACAGACCGCCGACCUCGCUCACAGAUUAUCACACCGUCUUCUCUGUCCAGCACCGACCUGGACUCGCCCACAGUGGAGGAAAGGAAAGAGAAGGACCGAGGGAAGGACGACCACGAGUCCGCCUCCACCAGAUCUGUCGAAGUUUCCCUGAGGAAAGGAAUCCCCACCAUCUCUGCACAUGACGGUAAAGCACCACUGCCCGCCAAGCCCUCUGUCCUGGCACCACCGAACGCCAGCCACCGCCCCGCCUCCCCGUCUUCCUCUUCGGGUCUGAGCCCCUCCCCUGAGCUCCGACACUCGCCGCUGACCCCCCCAACGCUGGAGGAACUCAGGAACCAGCUGAGAGACCUGAGGGCCUCCAUAGACCUGCUGAAGAGCCAGCACAAGCUGGAAAUGAAGCACCUGGCCAACGCGCUGGAUGAGGAGAAGAAGAUUCGUCUUAGUUUACAGAUGGAGGUAGAGCACAUAAAGAAGAGCCUGUCCAAAUGAAGCAUCCUUACUGUCAUACUCUGAUCACCACAUCGGAGGCCAUCAUUUUAAAAACAUUCUUACUGUUGGCCGAGACACUUCAGCCAAAACAAAAGUUUGUGCCAAAUGAUCGUCACGAUCAGCAACAGUUCAGCACCAUGGAGUCAGCCACCUCCCCCCCCCCCCCCCCCCCCCCCCCGACGCCGCCUUAUCCUGUGUUUACGUCUUUAUUUUUUCUUCUAAAGAAGCUUCUCUCUUCAGUUUACUGCUUUCUUUUUCGGAGCUUGCUAUGCCACUGGUACUGACUGACCGCGGCCCGUCGCUGUGUGUUGCCACGGUUUCAGAACGAUGACACGGAGCCAAGGCUGCAGCGGGCGACCUCAUCACUGGUACUUUAUGUUUCUGAGUGUGAAGGAAACUUUGACUUCCGUAGCCCGGUCGGUUCAGACGACCUCUGUGCUGUUCUGCGUCCACUCUGCGGCCUUCACCUCUUAUCUGUGUGUGUGUGUGUGUGUGUGUGUGUGUGUGUGUGUGCUUGUUUGUUUUCCAUCCAUGUGGGGACUGUAGGUGUAGAUGUUGAAAAUAGGGACAUUUUAACAUAUUAGCUGCAUUAACGCUGCAGGAACUUUCCCAGGAACUAAUGCUUUGUUCAGACAGCAAAUCAGAGGCAUCAGCAACUACGUAGCUGCGCUGGUGAUGCAUUAGGUUCCUUCCAGCAGGAAGUGUUGCCAGCAGACCUUUUUUUGGUGUCUGUCUACAGACUUUUGUCCACAGCAGUCAGCUAGUAGCAGCACUGAUUCUGCUCAACAUAUUCAUCACUUUUGAUGUGAGUUUCAUGUUUCAAGACAUAAAGUGGCCAAACAUCCGUACUUAGACACAUCUGUAGAAAUCGGAUUGGAAUCAAAUUUGAAGUCACCUCAAAGUGUAAAUAACUUGGAUCUGGUACAGGAUGUCAGGUUUUUUUUUUACGUUGCUUUGACUUUCUAAAAUCAGCUUGCUGAAAAACGAGAUGCGAGAACCUGGUUUCCACUGUAGGAAUCAGUGUCUCAACAAAGAUCCCAAGAGAUAGUUUUUCUCACCAAAAAGUCCAUACUUCAACGGGUAGUCAUCUCAACAGUAUUUGGGAACUUUCAGGUCAGAAUUUUAUUUUCCACAAUUUUUAAAUAGCCACUGUUAAAAACCUGCAACUGCAAACAAGUCAAUCCUAGUAUUUGUUCUCUAUGCUUCAACACAUUGUGGAGCUGUGGAUAAAAAUUCUGACAGCAGGACAAAUGUCAGAGUCCAGGCUUUAAGCACUUUUUUGUGUUGUCAUGCUCAAAAAAUUACAUAGGAAACAUUUUGUGCUUUUUUUAAUUUGUCCAGUCUUUAUGGAACUGUAGUGGAAACAAAAGAGGUGAAGGAAACUUUAGUUUCUUGGAAAGUUCUUGGACAUUGCGGUAUAAAUGCGGCUGUAGUUGUUGUAUUAGCUGGAUCCUGGCUUCUUCAGCAGGAUUAGAGGGGACAUAUCAUGCACAUUUCUGGGUCUAUAUUAAUAUUAUGGGCUCUACUUGCACAACUGUGUUAUUUAUCUGAGAUUUGCCCUUUCAGCUCCUGUCAUCAAGAGCCUCUUCCCAAUGAGCACACUCGGUUCUGACAAAAACAGUAACAGUCUGAUUGCAAUUCUUUUCUUUGUUUUUUUUUUUUUUUUUUAGUUUUUGCUGAAGAUGUCAACGUCUUAACUACAUUUUUACGUGUUGAAGCUUGAAAAGUUAGUUGACGACACUAACAACCCACUAAGCAACAAAUGCUACAGAAUCUGUGGCUGUUUGUGGGCUUUUGUGAAAAAUCUGAUGUCACUUUUAUGAGGAAAUGGACAUAACAUUGCAAAUGAACUGUUGCAGGGAGAAUUUUCGUACACAUUCCCUUCAAGUUUUGUAAAUUUUAUCAUGUAUAAUGAAGUAACAGUAUACAUAUGACGGUAAAUCACAAACAGCAUGAUAUGUCUCCUUCAAAAUUAGGAUUCGGUCUUAGGGUAAAGAUUACAAUCGAAACUCCAACUGUGCUCAAUGUUUCUAAGGUACACUGCAGGCGGGUGAUUCUGAAGCAUCAGCCAUUUUCAGAAGCACUAGUACUGGAAUGUACAGUUUUUCGCUAACCUUAAACAUGGCUUUUUAUUGUUUGAAUCUACAGUCAGAUAUCACACCUCUGGGAGGGUUAAACUGGCAAGCACAUAGGAAUUUUCUGUAACAGCAUAAUGAAAAAACAUUGUUGACAUGAUGAGUACUGACACUUAAGGUGCUACUUAAAGAAGUGGACGUACAUCUGGGGAAAAACAUGUCUGCAGGUGCUUAGCUUAGCUUAACAUAAAGACUGCUGCUGUGUGCAAUAGCAACAAAUUCACAGGAUACCUUGUUUGUUUCUCUAUAAGGUGUAAAAUUUACAAUUUGGGGUUUUGCAACAAUACUUUAGCACAUAACCCCUGUGCAGAUUAUACAAAUAAGGUAUACUGUGAGGUCUGAAAGUUAUGUAAACACAGAGAAAGCACAGAAAAUCUGAUAAACAUGACCGAUUAUCAGAUAAUUAUGAGAUCUGUGCCUGUUUUGAAUCAUAUGAUGAUUCAUAGGCAAGUUCUAAAGGGUUCUAAUUCUUGCCCUAUUUGCAUAUUGGACAUUUUAUAAUAUUUGCUAGGUCUCUUAUCUUUUAUCAAAAAUGAUGAAAUAGAUUAUAUUUUUCUUUUGUGAAUGACAGUCGCUUGUUACUUUUGGACACAGCCAGGCUACCUGUUUCCCUCAGUUUCCAGUCUUUAUGCUAAGCUAAGCUAACUAUCUCCAGGCUCCCAGCUUCACUUUUCCUGUUCAAACAUGAGAUCUUCUCACGUAAUUCUCAUCAUGGAUGCAAAAAUAGCACAUUUCCAUAAAUGGCAAGUUAUUUCUUUAACAAAACAGAAAACUACCCAGUGAUAUGUGACUGAAGAAAAGUAUUCGCCAUUGCACAGACACACUUGUAUGAUGUUUAUCAAGUCAAUGCCUUCUGUACAACAACCUCAUUAUUCUUUGUUUGCUUUUGCACUUUUGCUCCAUGACUCCGUAAAGCUAACCAAGCUGUUGUGCUGGCCGCAUCACAACCCUAAAACUCAAACCAUCGUCCACGUACAGGUGAUUACGGACAGGGCUCGAGGAAUGUAGUCAAUGAAAGGUCCUCACAGGUAAAAAGAAAGAUUAAAAUGUGUGUGUGCAUGUGAGUGUAUGUGUGGCAGCAUGUACGGCUGUUUGCCUCCCUUCCUUAUAUGUGCACAGAAUCUAUGGCAACCCGUCACUGUGGCCUUCCUGUUUUUGAUUCCAGAUCUUUGUUUUCGUUUCUUUUCUUUUCUUGCUGUCUUUCGUAUGACAACGAGGAAACUGCUACAACUGAGGCUACAAGUUGUUUUCUUGACUUGGUCCUUUCUCUCCAGGAUAGUGAUAAAUAUAUAUACUUUUAUAUUUCAGUGUAAUAAAGAUGCUAUUAUGUACUGUA